AUGAUUGUGUUAAGCUGCGAGGCCAUACCCCUGCACUACCUGGAGUGGAGCCACCCAGAGUCCAUCAUCCAGGUGGUCUUCUCCUGCCUGGGCAUCCUGGUCACCUCCUUCGUGGCGCUGACCUUCGUGGCGUACCGCGACACGCCGGUGGUCAAGUCGUCCAGCCGGGAGCUCUGCUACAUCAUCCUGGCGGGCAUCUUCCUGGGCUACCUCUGCCCCUUCACCCUCAUCGCCCGGCCCACCGUGGCCUCCUGCCACCUCCAGCGGCUGCUGGUGGGGCUCUCGGCCGCCAUGUGCUACUCGGCGCUGGUCACCAAGACCAACCGCAUCGCCCGCAUCCUGGCGGGCAGCAAGAAGAAGAUCUGCACCCGGAAGCCCCGCUUCAUGAGCGCCUGGGCGCAGGUGGCCAUCGCCUCGGCGCUGGUGGGCGUGCAGCUGGCGCUGGAGGUGACCCUCAUGGUGCUGGAGCCCCCCGAGCCCGUCAGGUCCUACCCCAGCGUCAGGGAGGUCUUCCUCAUCUGCAACACCAGCACCCUGGGCGUGGUGGCGCCGCUGGGCUACAACGGGCUGCUGAUCAUGAGCUGCACCUACUACGCCUUCAAGACGCGCAACGUGCCCGCCAACUUCAACGAGGCCAAGUACGUGGCCUUCACCAUGUACACCACCUGCAUCAUCUGGCUGGCCUUCGUGCCCAUCUACUUCGGCUCCGACUACAAGAUCAUCACCACCUCCUUCUCCGUCAGCCUGAGCGUCACCGUGGCCCUGGGCUGCAUGUUCACGCCCAAGAUGUACGUCAUCAUCGCCAAGCCCGAGCGCAACGUGCGCAGCGCCUUCACCACCUCGGACGCCGUGCGCAUGCACGUGGGCGGCGGCAGGGCGGCGUGCCGCGGCCACAGCCUGCUGGACGUGUUCAAGAGGAAGAAGGACGGCAGUUCUAACGGGAAGUCGGUGUCGUGGUCCGAACCCGGUCCGAGGCCUCCUCCUCCCAAAGGCGACCACAUCUGGCACAGACUGUCGGUGCACGUGAAGAAGCAGGAGACGGCCGUCAUCAAGCCGCUAGCGAGCAGCUACCAGACCGCGGCCAGGCCGCAGUUCUUGCAGCUCAGCGCCAAGACUUUGUACAACGUGGCCGAGGAGGACGAGGGCGACCACGGCCCCGGGACUCCUCCCUCCGGGCGUCCUUCAGGGCCGCUCGGCGGCGUGGUCUCCCUGGCUACGUCGCACCCUGAGGCAGCCCGCGGGGGCAUGCCCGUGUACCAGCUGGCCCACCUCAUCCAGCAGGACCACCUGCGGCCCUUUGACGAGGAAGCCGCCUCGCCCCCGGAGGAGGACCCGGAGAACGAGCAGUUUGGCCUCCUGCGGGGUUACUCGUACAACAACGGCCGGCUUCACGAAGAGGAGCUCAAACUGGCCAUGGAGGACGCCCUGGCGCUCAUGCCCCCGUCGCCCUUUCGGGAUUUGGCCGCACCGCCCAUGAGCUCUUUCCCCGACUCGCCCCUGUCCGAGUCCAUUCUAUGCUCUCCCCCCCGUGUGACGUACGCCUCGGCCAUCCUCCAGGACUACAAGCAGAGUUCCUCCACUCUGUGAGCCGUCCCCAACUACCUUAAAUGCUCCAAUUAACGCGCACCUUCAUUAGGACCUUAAUUAAAGGAGAACACUUCAAAUUAUUUUUUUUUAAUUGAAUAAAAUUAAAACAUUG
This is a messenger RNA of Entelurus aequoreus (snake pipefish), 1699 nucleotides long. RefSeq names its product metabotropic glutamate receptor 1-like. Gene Ontology annotation, cellular component: postsynaptic density membrane. Bases 1 to 1587 code for a protein of 528 amino acids. NCBI's taxonomy places the organism in Eukaryota, Metazoa, Chordata, Actinopteri, Syngnathiformes, Syngnathidae. Gene Ontology annotation, biological process: G protein-coupled glutamate receptor signaling pathway; regulation of synaptic transmission, glutamatergic. The record is from RefSeq and is a predicted model, not a curated record. The transcript has 3 exons. Gene Ontology annotation, molecular function: adenylate cyclase inhibiting G protein-coupled glutamate receptor activity; G protein-coupled receptor activity involved in regulation of postsynaptic membrane potential.